Molecule: messenger RNA, 2458 nt
Organism: Phalaenopsis equestris
Lineage: Eukaryota; Viridiplantae; Streptophyta; Magnoliopsida; Asparagales; Orchidaceae
Exons: 5
Coding region: 512-2458 (648 amino acids)
Biological process (GO): regulation of photomorphogenesis
Source: RefSeq, a predicted model, not a curated record
UCCCGGUGAAGUAGAAUAUGCGCCGGAAAAAUAUGGAGCUGGGAACGGAGUGAUCAUCCGAUGUGCUUACUCUGCAAAUAUAAAGAUUUAGAGGUCAAAUUUAUCAAAUGAAACACGGUACAAUCCAUCCGAAAAAGUGCAGAAUAUCUUUUUCCCGGGCCCCGCACCUCGCAGCGAUCCAGGAUUCGCGGCCCAAGAAAUCGAUUAAAAUAAGAUCCGGAUUGAAAUAAAGCUGCUUCUCCACGCAGACCAUGAAGCCUUCCAUUGUCUCCACUGCAGCUGCUUCAUGCAGUACUUGUAGCCAGCGCAGCAUUAUUUACGUGGUUCACAAAGCGCUGCGUAGGCAGCUGCUUUUUUUUUUCUUUUUUGUUAAUCAUCUUCUACAACUACUGAGAGGAAGAAAACCGCUGGCUUUGUUGAGGAAUCGUGGGCCAUUUGCUGCUGCUCUUGUACGAGGGUAGGAGGCCGCUUCUUCUUUCAUCGCUAUCGGUGGUGGAGAAGGCAGUGCCAGAUGCAUUUCGGAGGUAACACACUCCAUCAAUCUGAAGGACACCACUCAAAGGCACUUGAUCGAAUAAAGUCCGAAGAGUUCAAAUUCGUAAGAGUGGAUAUGAGUCGAAGUUAUAGUUUUGAUGCGAAGGGUAAAUCAAACUUUGCUGAUGAAGAUGAUCCAUUAUCAUAUUCUUUGAGAUCAGGUGAAACUUCAGGAGUUAAUAAGGGAAAGUUUAAAGCUGUGGAAAAGUCUUCAAUGAGAAGAAAAGUAGAGGCAAUAGAUGAUGAAACUACAUUUUCAGAAAAAGUAAGUACUCAGCAGCUAACCGAAUCUUCUAUAAAAUGGAAAAAUUCUGGAUCAUCAAGUUGCUGUCAAAGUCUAGAUAUUUCAGAAUCGGAUUUUGAACACUUUCCAAUGCGAGAAAUCAAUAGGAAAAUUGAGAGUUUAUUGGCUUCUAAGAAAAAAUCUUCUUAUGGUGCUGUAUCUGUUAAAAUAGUGACGGAAAACUUGUCACUUUGUGAAUCUACAGGGACUUCCAGUCUAGUGGAAUUAGCACCUGGGAGUUGUCUUGCAGCCAAACAUUACGAAGGCUUCCUUCCUGAUAAUGCUGCAGAUAUGGACGGAGCUUCUUCCCCUGUAAUUCAUGGAUGCAAAUAUCAAAAGACAAAUAUGGUUGCCUGCAUGUUCAGUUCUGGGUUGACUUACUUGGAUCCUAUGAACAACAACCUAUGUUCUUGUUGCUCUAGUUCUAAAUCAAUGACAACAGGAAUCAAGCGCAAGACUUCCUCUAUUUCUGAAGGCUUAGGAAAUUCAUGGACAAGUCUAAAGGGAGGAUCCACCCAUUUGCUUAGAGAGUCCAGUCCAGCUGAUUUUCCCUACUCUUUUUUACCUGAAAGACAUGUUUCAGAAGUAAAAGGUGAUUCUCCCAUGCCUAAUUGCUCAAAACAUGAUAUGAGUCUACCUGAAUCUUGCCAAAUUUUGAAGUCUGUGGAUUAUGGAGAAAGAUGUCAGAAGUUCUCUAGUACAGUAAAGUAUUUACUGGUUGCAGAUAAGGUGGAAAAGUAUCAGUGUCUCAGAAAACAGACCAAGGGAGACUCUACUUUCACCCAAGUUUAUGCAAAUACUUCAUCCACCCUUCCAACCAAACAAAAUUAUGGAAAGAAAAAGAAGAGCACGGCACCCUUGCAAAAAUUUGUAAGUGAUGAAGAUAUGAAUGAUUGUGAUGAUAAUGACGCUCAUCUUAUUGCGGAACAUAACGAGUUUCUUACUAAUACUGAUACAGUUUACAGCCAUCCCAGUCAUAGGUCAAGUUCUCUACCGGGAGAAUCUUUUUCCAGGUCACAAAAGGGCAUUACAUCUUCAAAUCUGAGAAAUCCGAAUCCUGUAUUUGCUUCUUCUGGGGAUGUUUCGACCACAAAAGUGGAGACUGGAAUGGCUGAGAAGAGAGAAGCAGAACACGCUGCUUCUACACAUGAAGCAACUGAUGCAAGACAUAGAAAAGCAAGUGUUUCUAGCACAGAAAGUUUGGCUGCAGAUCAUCAUAUAGCUUCACAAGUUAGGGCAUCAGAUGCCUCCAGCUCCAAUCCUCUACCAAAUCACACAUCAGGAUCAGAAACAUGCAGCAGAUGGAUCAAGCGUCUCCAGGAUAACCAUUCCAAGACUGCUCCUUGUACGAAGAGGUUCAGACGGGGCGAUGAUUCCUCCAACGGCGAUUCAGACGAAUUUGUACAGUUGUGGAGGAGGAGGUGGCGCCAUAGUGGCGAUGAAUCGUCCUCGACCGCAUCAAUGCCGAGUGUUCCGCUGACGCUUUUGCCGGAAAAAUCCAGUGCGGCGCUUGAAAAAUUUGAAGGGAAGAUGUCUGCAAGCAUUGGAGGGAUGGCUUUGAUGGGGAAGGCGAUGAAGAAUUAUAGGCCGUAUAGAAUUCGGAGAGAGGAAGGAUGUCUAGUAUGGAAUACGGGAGAGUGA